CACGCAGCAAAGUGCACACACACCUGUUUGUUGGAGCAACACAAUGUCCCACUAUGAGCCCGGGCAUUCCAGAUCAGGAAGCCACUGCAGGCCGGCAGCUCUUCUGUGUAAAGUAACACGCUGUUAGACACGUUUUCUACCACCGCUGUGCCACUUGUUUUAUUUGACUUUUAUUUUCAUUUAAAAAAAACAGCCCAUUUUCUUCACUGGAUUUUUUUAAAUUUUGUACGUUGAAUGCGAGCAGAGAUGGAAGAGGCUGAGCAGUGGGCGGCCGACCUGAUGGAUGAUCGAACAGGUACAAGCAAGAAAGUUCAGGCAGCAGAGACGAUGAGGAUGAUCCCCUCAGACAUAUGCUGUGAGAUUUUGGAUCUGAAUGAAGGAGAGAAUCUCACAGGCCUGUGCAAAAGGAAGAAAAUGAUCAAGACAACAUUCUCACCAAGGGUGUCUGAGGAAAUCCUCGAGGUAGAACCCGAGGACACUGCAGAAUUCAUGAAUGCAGCGAGUCAGGGCAAACUGAGUUUAAUCGAGAAGUAUCUGGCUGAUGGUGGGAAUCCAAAUGCCCAUGAUGAGCUGAAUAGGACAGCACUACAGCGUGCCUCCCUGCAAGGACACACUGCAGUCGUCCAAAUGCUUUUAGAAAAAGGAGCCGAUAUCAACUUUAAAGAUCAGCUGGGCUCCAGGGCCUUACACUGGGCCUGCAGGGGGGGCAGCCUGGGAGUUGUCAAAGCCCUGAAAAGCCACGGGGCUGACCUGAAUGUUAGAGAUAAGUGUGUGCUCAUAUCCUCUUUGCAGCUGUACAGCACUCCUGUGCAUGUGGCAACAAGAACUGGGCACACCGCCAUUGUGGAGUACCUGCUGUCUUGUGGGGCAAAAAUCAACUCCAGGGAUAGGGAAGGAGACACAGCCCUGCACGACGCCGUGCGUCUCAACAGAUACAAGAUAGUGAAGCUGCUCAUAGUUGCUGGAGCUGACACAAAAAUAAAAAAUCAUGAGGGACUGACUGCGGUACAGCAAGUGAAACAAUGGCAGUUUGACAUCAUGGAGACGCUGCAGAGACUGGACAAGCUGAGGGAGGCGGAUCUCCCUGAAAACCCUGCGAGAGCGGAGUAGCUUCAAAAGCUACUUCCACAGUAUACUCUUUAUAAAAGGUCAAUUUGUAUGACUGCUGGUCUCAGGUUCAAAGUCCAUUCUGUAAUUCCAAACAGGUUUGUGUACUUCAUAUAUGAGUAUAUAUGUAUUAUACUAUAUGUGUUCAC
This is a messenger RNA of Labrus mixtus (cuckoo wrasse), 1256 nucleotides long. It is a transcript of the gene ankrd2, whose product is annotated as ankyrin repeat domain 2 (stretch responsive muscle). Gene Ontology annotation, biological process: regulation of transcription by RNA polymerase II. The transcript is spliced from 8 exons. Gene Ontology annotation, molecular function: RNA polymerase II-specific DNA-binding transcription factor binding. The coding region runs from base 235 to 1110 and encodes 291 amino acids. NCBI's taxonomy places the organism in Eukaryota, Metazoa, Chordata, Actinopteri, Labriformes, Labridae. The record is from RefSeq and is a predicted model, not a curated record. Gene Ontology annotation, cellular component: nucleus.